AUGACUGCACCGUUUGUCGCGGUGGCUGGUGCCUCUGGCGGUCUGGGCCAGCUUGUUGUGAAGGAACUGAUCAAACGGGGUGUGGCUGUGAAGGCCCUCGUCCGCCCCAACACCGACCCAUCGCGCACCGACAACCUUCGGAAAGCCGGCGCCACCGUUGCGCCCAUCGAUCUCUCCGCCAUCCCCGCUCUCACCCGUGAAUUGAGUGGAGCGAUUUGCGUUGUCUCCACACUGCAGGGACUCCGAGAUGUUAUUCAAAUCACUCAGGGAAAGCUCCUCGAAGCCUCCGUGGCCGCCAAGGUGCCCAGAUUCAUCCCAUCCGACUUCUCCCUUGACUUCACCAAAACAAAGCCAGGUUCAAACCGCAACUUGGACAUUCGCCGCGAGUUCCACGCCCAGUUGAGAAAGUCGGGCAUCGCAUGGACUAGUAUCCUUAAUGGUGGCUUUAUGGAUCUCAUGGUCGGUGACUCGCCAAUGAUCAACCACAAGAAACAUAUAGUUGCGUAUAUCGGAUCCACGACGCAGCUUCUUGAUUUCACGACCAUGGUGGAUACGGCUGCGUAUACGGCGGCUGUGGCCAUCGACCCGAAUCCUGCGCCGAACUUCCUUCGAAUCGCUAGUGAUACCAUUACCGUGGAGGAUAUCGCUCAGGCACAAAGCAAUGUUGAAGGUGUGACCUAUAAGCCGUCUUGGAUCGGUACUGUGGGCUCUAUGGAAGUCAUGAUUCGUGUUAUGCGAUUCUUUGGCGGCGAAAACGAUAUCUUCCCUGCUUGGCAGGGUAUGCAGUACAUGGUGAACAUGUUCUCCGGUGCUGGAAAACUGGAUCCUAUUGACAACAGCCGGUAUCCUGAAUUGGUCUGGACCAAGGUCGAAGACUUCUUCCGGCAGAACAAGGACAAGAAGUGA
Messenger RNA from Penicillium verhagenii, 906 nucleotides. RefSeq lists its product as uncharacterized. The transcript has a single exon. The coding region runs from base 1 to 906 and encodes 301 amino acids. The record is from RefSeq and is a predicted model, not a curated record. Lineage: Eukaryota; Fungi; Ascomycota; Eurotiomycetes; Eurotiales; Aspergillaceae.